Messenger RNA from Phytophthora nicotianae INRA-310, 4670 nucleotides. RefSeq lists its product as hypothetical. The transcript has 4 exons. NCBI's taxonomy places the organism in Eukaryota, Oomycota, Peronosporomycetes, Peronosporales, Peronosporaceae. Bases 1 to 4485 code for a protein of 1494 amino acids. Gene Ontology annotation, molecular function: protein binding. The record is from RefSeq and is a predicted model, not a curated record.
AUGGAUGGGAAGGUCUAUAAUGUCGUGAACAAGGGCGAGGAGUGCCCGGGAGAAGAGCUUACUCUGAAUACAAACACCGAAGAAGAUAAGGAAGCAAGUCUUCAUCUCAAGCCCACGUAUGCGCUGGGAUUUCGUUCAUGCGGCCGCACAGUCGUCGAUUUUGCGAGCGAGGGUAUGAUUAUUUAUCCCGUGGCUCACCAUUUGGUCAUCUACAAUCUAGAAACUCGAGCCAUGGAGUUCUUUCAUCAUAUUCGCCAUGUCAAGAGCAUUCAGAGUUUCCAGUUCUCACCCAACCGCGAGCUCUUGGCCGUAGCAGAAGUAUAUCAACAGAGUAUGGGACAGCUUGCGGCAUUUGGAGCCGCCAGCACUACUACCGCGACUCCGUUAUCGGUAUCCUCGUUUGCAACUUCACCUUUGAAAGGAUCGAAUGUGGCAUUACAGACCCUACUUCGAGAUCAAGAAACCCACGCUCUUGCAAUCUACAAGCUGGGUACUAAGGCUCGAGUGAGAAGUAUACCUCUACCAACCAACUCCAACGUAGUAUCGUGUAGUUUCUCGGCCGACAAUAAAUUUCUCGCGGUUCUUGAAGAUUCCCCAGCGCAUACUGUAACAUACUGGAAAGUGAGCAAUUCCAAACUUUUGGCUUCGUGCAAAUGUCCAAGUCGUGGCUCGCGAAUUCACAUCAGCCCAACCAAUGCGAAUUUCAUCUCAGUCUCGGGGCCUGCAACUCUCAAGUAUUGGGUCUGGACCAACAAUGAUUUCAAGAUCUCGAAUUUCUUGCCGCAACUCAAAGAUCAAGAGCAUUUCGUAGACCACACCUGGCUGAAAGAGCAUAUGAUCGCUCUUUCUGAACGUGGACUCCUCCUUUGCUUCCGUAUCGCGCUCGACGGAUGCAACGCUGAUCUCGUUCAUUCGUCUCGGUGUCACCAGCCAUCUCAUGUACGCAUGGAAUGCGUCACCGCUCACGGCAAGGGGUUUGUACUUGGUGGAUCGGCCGGUUUCUUCAGUAUCUUCGAGGCAUCGGAUGACCCGAAAGACCCUUUUCCACUUGUGCGUUCUGUGUCGGUCGGUGACAUCGCAUUUGACUGCAUUGCUGUUUCGCCAAACUCCGAAACAAUCGUAGCAUGCUCAAAAAGUCGGGAAUUGGUCACCUUCUCAAUGAGUGCGAUCGACACCGAGCAGGAGGACAGAAUUGAAUUUCGGGAGUUGAUUCGUCAUGGCCACCAAAUUGGUCCUGUUCUACAGGUAGAUGUAUGCGUGCAGAGGCCAAUUGUGGUUACUUGUGGCACAGAUAAGACCGUGCGAGUGUGGAAUUUCGAGUUGAAUCACUAUGACCUCCUAAGCCAUUGUCCCGAAGAACCAACCACGAUUGCAGUGCACCCAUCAGGAUUCCAGCUCGUUGUCGCCUUCAAGGAGCGUGUUCGUAUAUUUCAGCUUCUUCAAGAAAAUCUGAGGCAAGUUAAAGAACUAGCUACCAAAGCCUGCCGCUUCGUUCGAUACGCACACGGUGGUCAUUUGUUUGCAUGUGCCUCUGGUCUUACAGUCACUACCUUCCGAACUUACACAUUCGAAGCGGUCCACACAUUUUCGGGUCAUAUUGGCGCUGUACGCUGCUUAAGUUGGAGUCGCGACGACAUCUAUCUCUUUUCGGCAGCACACGAUGGCGCUAUCUACCGUUGGGAUAUUAGCACAGGAUUGCGAAGUGAAGAGAUGCAGCACGUGGUAAAGCACUGUCAAUAUGCAGCAUUUGUCGUGGAUCGAAAUGAUCCUAGCAUUGUUGUGGCAUCUGGCAGUGAUGGUAAAAUCCGUGAAAUCAUAGCCGGUGAAGAAACAAAAAGUUUUGAUCUUUCUGCUGGUACAGUUAUUACGUCUAUGGCUUUGAUGAAGGAUUGCAAACGCCUAUUUGUCGGUACGAAAGCAGGAAGUUUACUAAUAUACCCGUGGCCACUAAGCAACAAAGGUGUCGCUGAGUAUUUCGCGCAUGCAGAGGGGAUCUUACACCUGCGCGUGACAGAAGACAACGAGCAGCUUAUCACAUGCGCAGAGGAUGGCAGUGUUGGUAUCUUUAAAAUUCUCAAUGGUGGUUUACAACGUCAAGAUCACGAAGAAACUUCUGCAGUAACCUCUCGAACGGGUAUAACUACGGCGAGGCCCAUGUCUUCAUCAGCUACAACUGAGCGCAGGAAAACAGGUGAGGCCUACACUGACGCUGUACUGGUAGCUCGUGACGAUCUAGAAGAACGGCGUGCUGAGGUGUUAGAAUGGCAGCAACGACAUGACCAAGUGAAAGCUGACGUCGAAUUUGCGCUGCAUCGGAAAGAAAACGAGUGGAUAAAUCGACUACAUGUGCUUAAAGAGGAGUCCGAACAUCUUGUGGUUCAGGAACGAGUGCGCUAUGAAGAACUUGAAGCGCGUCAUCAGCUUGCUACGCGAAAACAUACUGAAGAACUGACACAACUUGAAGCGCAUCAUGUCAAGAUGACUCAAGAGCUUGAAAAUCAGUACGAACGGAAGCUCGCACAAGAGGUGGCUCGAUACGACGCGCUCUCCGAGACGUUAGAGCAGACACGACAACGGUGUGAAGCUCUCAUGGAGGCUCAAGACAGUCAAAACCGAGGUACUCUGCAUGCAGAGCGGAAGGCAGCGUACACACGAGCCAAGGAGCAGAAUGAGGUCAUCAAACGCUUGCAUGAAGAUCUGAAAUACAAUCACGUCAAGUUUGAGGAAGUGUUGCAUCAGGAAGAGACUGAUUAUGAGCAGGAGAUGCAAAAGAUGCGCGUCGAAUUUGCCGCCCAGUUGGAAAAUGAACGUCAGAACACGGCAGUGAAGCAGGGUCAAGUGAGUGCUGCGAAUACAAAGCUGGAGUCACUCAGAAAGAAGAUGCAGGAGCUGAAGGCGUCGUCACAUGCUCGUGAUGUGCUUCUGUCGACCGAGAGAGCCAAGUUGGCUCGUCUUGAAGCGACAUUGGCAAACUAUGAACGACAUUUCGAGGUUUGCCGCAAUUCGAGUCAUGACAAGGAGAAAGCUAUCACCGGGUUGAAAUCGGAGAAUCGUGUACUCGAGAACUUCCGCUCCGUGCUUUCCCAUCGUAUUGACGGACUUGAAACCGAGCAAGUACCGAUGCAACAACACUUGCACUCUUUGGAAUCGAAGAUCAGCGAGAUGCAGAACGAGCUGGCUGAUGAAUAUCGAGCCAAAGCAGAAGCACAACAGGAAAUGGAGACCAAAGACGCAAAAAUCCGCACCUUGUUGCACGAGGUCAAAACACUGCGUCAAAACUCACUGAAGAAGGAGUAUUCCGUCGGGGAAAUGACUCGUGAGUUCACACGUCUCGCUCAACUUACGAACUAUAAAGACUUGGAGAGUGCCGUGAAAGACGCUUACAAGAUUUACGUUAUGGGAGAAACCUUGCACAAGAAACCUCCUCGAGCAACACUCUCCACUUACAGUGCUGCAACAAGCACCGCCGUGCCGUCUUCUCCAGGUGGGGGCGGGUUUUAUUCACCAGCCAAAACAUCCACAACCAUGAACGCCAAAACGCCUCAGAAGCAACAACAAUCACCUGCUGCUCCCCCAUUCGGUGUCAUGUCUGUUGUGUCCGAUGAAGCUCUAGGCUACGACUGCAAACAGUCGGUGGAUGAGUCUGCCAAGCAAAUGGAGUAUAUGAGUCGUACCAUCCAGACUCUGCGAACAGCGCUGGAUCACGCAAAAGCGCAAACCGACCGCGCCAGACGCGACUCUGUUGCUGAAGGGAGCAUACUCAUUGAAGAGUGCAACAGACUGCGAAAGGAGAAUAAGCAAUUACAAGUCCAGAUCCGUGAUCUGAAACGUGCUAUGUACGCUGCGAAUGGAAGUUAUAACAACAACGAUGGCGAACGUUUGUCCGGACAGCUCAGUCGGUCAAGCCCGCAGUUGCGUCCUGCUUCACCGUCACAGGCACCACAUCUCGAUCUCACUCUUGAUGUCACUGUAGGAAGUGGACCUGUGAGUCUAGCACCCUUACAAACAGGACGAGCUACGCCAUCCAAGCAGCAGAGACGACAGCGGACACCUAUCAGCAGUCCCUCUCCAAAAUCCAACAACUCGACAUUUCUCCCGUUUGGCCGCGUGGAGCGAGGCCGUCACAAUGCAGUUCGUGCCGACGAACUGGCAUCUGUGGUGGAGAAGCAGAAGCGUGACAUCCAGCGCUUACAGACGCAGGUUCAGUUGCUACUUUCAGGCGCUGCUGAUGCACCUUUGGUCCACCAUUACAACGGAGUAGCACGCAUAAUCCCAUUGUCGCCUUCUUCGUCGCUGACCGCGUUGGAUUCGUCCAAAGGAGCCAUGACUGUGUCCCGUAUUGGAUCAUUGCGGCCGUUGACACCGGCUACUCCUGCACCACUGCAAUCAUCUUUCAUGCUCGUUCCGCCAGACUUCGAUACCAGCACUCCACCGAUGAAACCCACCGAGGUCGAGCAGAACCAGCAAGAAACCCACGGGAUUUGAAGCCCGCAGCGCAACGGUAUCUUGUACUUACUUCGGUAAGAAUGAGAAGAUGUGAGGCUUCGGUGAUCGACGCGAUCCCACACAGUUUUGACAAACAAAAACAACUGAUCUAAAAACGGUCGCAUCAAAAAAUACUCCACAACUUCAGUUAGCAGCAGCAAUCUGAUGUAUCGACAAUCCACCAG